Molecule: messenger RNA, 2535 nt
Organism: Wyeomyia smithii (pitcher-plant mosquito)
Lineage: Eukaryota; Metazoa; Arthropoda; Insecta; Diptera; Culicidae
Exons: 9
Coding region: 341-2380 (679 amino acids)
Biological process (GO): proteolysis
Molecular function (GO): serine-type endopeptidase activity
Source: RefSeq, a predicted model, not a curated record
GGUCAGUUCUGGCGCGUGGAUGCGAGAUUCUCGAGUUCUGUCUGGAUAUAGAUGUGCUUAAAAUUAUAUCUGUGCGGUGAAAGUUUCCAAACUGGUCGUCGCUACCGGUUUUGCUGUAGAUACUAGACCGACAUCGUCGUUGGUGCUCUAUGCUGUCGGUGACCCAAACGUGCACCGCGUACAGUAGAGAACCUAGUAGAGCAGGGUCUCUUGUAGUGCAAUCAGUGUGAUAAUAAAGUUUAAAAUCAACAAGCUAGACAAGCGACCGAACGACAGUAGCAGUGAAACGAGAGAGAAAAAAAAAACAGAAAUCACUCCCCCCAUCAAGAAUUCAAAUGAGAUGCAAAUUCCACCAGUGAUAAUGCGAUUAUUAGUGAUUUUAAGCGUUUCGUUAUCCGUCGUUCGGGUAUCCGAAGCCGUUCUGAACUAUUCGAAUGCUGUAACGCGGGAGCCUUUCAAUGGUGACACAGUGGCUACCGUGGUCAGAGGGCAGAACGCUGGGGAAAACGGUGCUAGUACGCGCUUGGUACUUCGUCGCCCUGUUGGCUCAGCGGUGCGGGCAUCUGGUAAUGGUACCGGACUGUCAAGGCAGAGAUCGUUGCAGGAUGCAAGUCGAUUGGUAGCCGCACAAUCGAUUUCCAACGGUCAGGCAGUUGAUCCACCGGCAUCGAUUCCUGCGAAAAAUGUCUAUCGCACCAGGCUCUCUAAAUUGAAGAUCAUAUUGCUGGCUGAUGUGAUGGGUGAUGUGCCUCCACCGUUGGAAUUAAUCACUUGCUUGGCGAACUCAUCGAAUCUUAACAUAACUACCAAGCACUGCGACUGCGAGAGCUACUCCUGCAAAGAUCUGCUGACAUCAUCGUCGAGUUCGUCACCUUUCAACUCGGUUCAUCAGAGGAAAAUUCACACAUCUUGCCGGGACGUUUGCUGUCGAAAGAAAAAAUUCAACCGUUCCAUCGAGCCUACGAUACAGAAUGCCGUCGCUGCCGCGGUUUACCGUCACAACUCCAUCGCACCUGUUCUAGCACAGACCGGAGAAGUGGAUCCUCCCCGGCUGGCAGGCGUGAUGUCCUCGGAUCGGCCCUCGUUACCGCAGGUGGUGACGACACCCAUCAUCAGUGCCGACUUGCCGUCACGUACUCAUCCGUUGGCACGCGGUCGUCCGCAUCGGAAUUGUGAUGGUCGCACCGUAAAUCAAACUGCAAUUCCGAGCGACAGUGCGCUCAAUCGAGGCAAAGGUCCUGAGCUUGAAGGGUCAUCAGCAUCGAUGUCGGCACCGGCAGACCAGCUGCCCUGGCUCUAUCGGGUGGUUUUAAUUGAAAAGGCGCUGACAAUUUGUGCUGGUACGUUAAUCCAUCCGAAUGUGUUGCUGACCACUGCAGUAUGCGUGAUAAACAAAAAUCCGGACGAGUUAAUUGCGCGAUGCCAGUCAACCAAAACGAGUCGGAACGCAACCUCUUCCGGUGCUGGUGGUAGUGAGGAGCUAUCGCGGACCAUCCGAAGGAUCUUGCUGCCAAACCAGUUUGCCAGGACGUUCGAACGGUUGGAAAACAAUGUUGCUUUGCUCGUAUUGCAACAGGACGACAUAGUCAAACAACAGCAGCUUGCCGGUGUAGACGCUCCUCCGAUGUCGUUGGUGCUCAAACAAGCCUUCCCUGGCACUUGGUAUCGGUCGCUCCGACCGUCGACAGCGGAAGCGAAGCCCUCUGCCAGCGUCCAGAGUGGAUCCAAGUCAGCACAGGAAAUGGCACUGGAACGGCUUCCAAACUCCUACCUCACAUCUGCUUCGGCGGAAGACAAACGUAACUCGCACGAACCGGCCUAUAUUUGCUUAUCAUCAAUUAUAAAUCAUCCUCCUGCGUCGUCUAAGAUUUGUCGAAUUUAUUCCUGGAGGAAGCUACGGAAAAGUGCUGCCUUUGGCACCAUCGGACAGAACCGUUCGGAUGCUAGCAGGAGACAACGUAGGAACCAGCGGCCACGGUCACGACUCUACCCGGCUUCGGCACGGCAGCACCAACAGCGCCGUUUGGAUUCGAUUCGAAGCGACUACGGCGAUGGCACUAAUUACAUAACGGCAAAUAUUAGCAUUUUUCCGGCCAUCGGCAGCCAGUGCCAGUGGGAGCACCGGGAAUAUUUGCAACACCAGGGAAAUCUGUGCGCUGGACCGGAGGACAAAAGUCAAAGCUUGGAUGUGGAUCUCAGUGGAUCCCCCCUAAUCUGCACGGAAGCAUUUGGAAAAGGACAAAUCCGUGUUGAGGUGCGAGGAAUUCUCACGUGGUCAACGGAUAUCAACCAUGCGCCGCAUUUGUUCACCAACCUUACAACCUAUCGCAAUUGGAUCGAGGAUGAGUUAGAUAAGUUGGAUCAGCAGCGAUUUUGGUAGUACAACCAUAGAGGCAUUUUUUGUAUUAAGUAGCGUUAAUAAUCUUGUCCGAGUCGUCUAGUGAGAUUGAGUAUUCAGUGGUACGUGAUAAGAGUGGAUUUAUGCAGGCAAUAAAAUUGCUUUUUAUUAUUAUUGAAUGGUAUUUGACGAUUUGU